Anoplopoma fimbria (sablefish) is the source of this 3082-nucleotide messenger RNA. RefSeq names its product solute carrier organic anion transporter family, member 4A1 (gene slco4a1). Gene Ontology annotation, cellular component: membrane. Gene Ontology annotation, biological process: sodium-independent organic anion transport; transmembrane transport. NCBI's taxonomy places the organism in Eukaryota, Metazoa, Chordata, Actinopteri, Perciformes, Anoplopomatidae. Gene Ontology annotation, molecular function: protein binding. The record is from RefSeq and is a predicted model, not a curated record.
GGACCUCGCAUGGUUACGACUCUCUGACUCUUCUACUCAUCUUUAUGUUGCCCUGUCUCUUCCACUCCGUCUCUCUCUUAUUGUUUUAUUUCAUGUCACCAGUGAUGUAGAUCGUCCCAUGCUGGAAUGGAGUAUGCCAUUACUCAACGUCAGUAUGAAGUCUUUACAAUCUGCACAACCUUGUACAGAUCCGUAAACAAGAGCACCUGGAGAGCACUGUGGACACAUGGAGCACGCGAUACAAGCCAAGAAUAGAUCAUCUCAGGGCCUGACAGAGAUCCCGAACCACAAAGCAUUCACCUCGAGCCUCAGCUGAUUCACAUUUAUUUGUUCCUCCAUUUAAAACAUAGCACUCUACCUCCAUAGUACAAAGACCUCCAACGUUGAUCCUCCUUCUGUGCCAUAAGGACCCAGAAUAGUUCCCCUCAGAGGGGAGAUGCCCGUCCUGCUUAAUGCCGACGCCUCCUUCAGCUCCAAGCAGGAGCUCCUGGACCUUCAGGACUGCCCUCUCAGUGUAGGGCCCUCUGUAGACACCCCCAGCCCCCAGGACUCCCAGACAGGCAGCCCACAAGGCUCAGGCCCCAGAAGCCCUGGCAGCCCCGGAGAUGAUGGCCCCGCUCAGCCCCACAUAUUCACCGUGGCUUCCACGCUCCCGGGGCAGCUGUACGGGGCGGAAACACGACCCCAUGCGGGGACUCCAAUGGCGUUGAAGCUGAUCUCCACUGACUCGGAUCAGCUAUGCGGUUGGGCCCUGACGCCCAAGGCCAUCCAAGCUUUCAACACCCCUCGUUGGGUGCUGUUCUUCCUUUGUGUGGCCUCUUUCCUCCAGGGGAUGAUAAUCAACGGCUUCAUUAACACGGUGGUCACGUCCAUCGAGAGGCGCUUCGACCUGCGCAGCUACCAGGCCGGCCUCAUCGCCAGCUCCUACGACAUCGCCGCCUGCGUCUGCCUGGCUUUCGUCAGCUACUUCGGCGGCACGGGACACAAGCCCCGCUGGCUGGGCUGGGGGGUGCUGAUCAUGGCAAUUGGUUCUCUGGUGUUUGCCUUGCCCCACUUCACAACACCUCCUUACCAGGUCAGUCUGACCGAACGAACUGUUAUGUGCUCUGGCAACAGUACCAGCCCGUGCCAGGGCAAGGAGGGUGGAGGAUUGUCCAGCUAUCGUUUUGUGUUCAUGCUGGGCCAGUUCCUACACGGCGUGGGUGCUACUCCUCUCUACACCUUAGGGGUCACAUACCUGGAUGAGAACGUCAAGUCCAGCUAUGCGCCUGUUUAUAUUGGGAUCUUCUACACAGCGGCCAUUGUGGGUCCAGCAGCAGGCUACCUGCUGGGGGGAUACUUCCUCAACAUGUACACCGAGAUCCAUCUCACCACAGAGAUGACUCCAGAGAACCCUCUGUGGGUCGGGGCUUGGUGGAUCGGCUUCCUGGCAGGAGGAGCAGCAGCUUUGCUCGUAGCAUUCCCCAUCCUGGGCUACCCACGACAGCUACCAGGCUCUCAGGAGUACGUGGCCAUGCGGGUGUCUGAGGCCCACCAGCUCAAAGACGGAAGCCACACCACAGCCUCGGACCCUCAGUUCGGCAAAUCAGUCAAAGACAUGCCAAGGUCGGUGCUGCUCCUCUUGAAGAAUCCCCCCUUCCUGUUCCUGUGCUUGGCUGGGGCUACAGAGGCCACCCUCAUCGCUGGCAUGUCCACCUUUGGUCCUAAGUUCUUGGAGUCACAGUUCAGUCUCAGUGCAUCAGAGGCUGCCACAUGGUUCGGAUACAUGGUGGUACCAGCCGGCGGUGGUGGCACCUUCCUGGGCGGCUACAUCGUGAAGAGAUUGAACCUGCGCUGUCGAGGCAUCAUCCGUUUCUGCAUGAUGUGUGCAAUGGUCAGUCUGCUCGCCAUCUUCAUCUUCCUCAUCCACUGCCCCAACGUGCCCAUGGCCGGUGUCACAGCACCAUACCAGUACAGUCUGAUGGAGAAACAGCAACUGGACCAGUACAAAGGCCUGUAUGACAAGCCCAGCCAGCUGCGCAGUAGAAACAGCUCCUCUUUAGAGGAGAACCUGACAGUGGGCUGUAAUGCAGGCUGUAAUUGUGUCAGAGAACUGUACAACCCGGUGUGUGGCACAGACGGAGUGAUGUAUUACUCCCCCUGUCACGCUGGCUGCAGCUCCGUCAACCACACCGAGCAGUCCACGGGCAAACAGGUGUACUCUGGAUGCAGCUGUGUGAUGGGUAAUGUGUCCUCGGCCGAGGAUGGCUUCGCUCUAACGGGGAAGUGUGGCAGCUCCUGCCACCACAUGCCAGCCUUCCUCUCCUUUCUCUUCAUCGUCAUCUCCUUCACCUUCCUCUGUAGCAUCCCAGCACUCACUGCCACACUCAGGUGUGUGCCAGACAGCCAGAGAUCCUUUGGACUCGGUAUCCAGUGGAUUGUGGUGCGCACACUUGGUGGUAUUCCAGGGCCCAUAGCAUUCGGCUCGGUGAUUGACAUCUCCUGCUUACUGUGGCAGGAUAGGUGUGGUGAGCAGGGCUCCUGCUACCUCUACCAUAACUCAGCCAUGAGCCAGUACACACUAGUAGCUGGUAUCAUCUAUAAGGUUACGGGGACAAUCUUUUUCCUGUUGGCCAGCAUCCUGUACCAGCCUCCUCCUGAGUCGCCUCAAAGUAGCUGUGAGAGCACCGACCAUGGAGGAGGAGACGUGAGCGACCUGCCCGUCAAAGACCUGCCUGAAGACGGCGUCAUCGUCAACCUGCACGCCAGGUUGUGACGUCAGAGACCCCCCGACCGCUGACUCUCAGAAUUACUGUGUGCGUGUGUGUGUGUGUGUGUGUGUGUGUGUGUGUGUGUGUAUGUGUGUGCCUGUGUAGCUUGCUGCUUAGCGCAGUGUGUGAAUGUGUGUUUGGGUGGUGAUGGGGGGGUGGGGGGUGCUUCCUUUAUACCAACAGCCUUCUCUCAGCCAUAAUGCCACCAACCCCAACCAACACAUGCGUGCAAGACAACACAUGAACAUACACAAAUAGACAAGUAUAAUACGACACACAUACCACAACAAGGAUGCCUUCAUGCACACACACACACACACACACACACACAC